CCAAAGUCUCAUGUGCCGUUUGCAGGUGCAGGGGUUGCCGCCCAGCCGUGCUGCUCGCGAACUUAGGUCGGGUUGGUAGCUGCGCUGCAAGCUCCCUCUGUCAAGCUACCACCACGACCAGUCUGCGAUAAAACCACACAUUGCGAAAUCCAUCCUGCCACCACCCGCGACAAUCUACCGAGCCGUCUAGACGUCUCUUUCUCGGCCCCGACUGCGCCUCCCGCGUCCAUAUUCUCGUUAGCGUCCAGAUGAUCCGGACUAGAGCGCGCGGACGGCAUCUCUCGACACGAGCUCCAUCCCCGGUGACGUCGCGACUUGCCUGCUAGGACUGGCCCCGAAAUGGACGACGCUCCCGCGAGCACCGCCUUAGCGGCGCGUGUCGCGACGCCCAUAUCUCAGCUCUGCCCCGACCUGUUGGAGCAGCAGUCGCGCGUUGUACGGGGCGAGGUCACCAUCUGCUGGCCAUUAAACUCGAUCCGGCAAUCAUUUGCCUUUGUCAUCGCCGAGCCCGACGUCCGACUUCGCGCCUCUCACGGCCAGAUUCGCGUUCAGAUCGACGGCCCCAAUGCCAAAGCCGUUGCUCAAAGCGGGAUUUUCAGUGGCGACGAGGUUCUCCUAGCCUUGGAUGGUGCCGAGUGGGCGGACAACUCAUAUCAGGACACCAGGAUACCGGGGUCUUCGUCACUGUGGGAGCUCAGAUACCCCGGGCGAAUCCUUCUCGAGUUUGCUUCGGAUUCUGGCGAGACGAAAACACUGGAUUUGGACCGAGACCAAUCUGCGGGCGCCUCAGGUGUCGCUGCUAUCUACGAAGUGCCUAUCAUCGACAUCCACGUGCCUGACGCGCCUGCCGUCUCAAGCCCUGUCAGGCCGGCCGAACCUGAUGAGUAUGCUUCUCCGGCCUUCAUCAAGCGGGCUCGACUAUCGUACGGCUCUCUUCUGGACACGGACAACGAUUUGUUUGAGGAAGACGGGUGGGUCAAAGGAAAAGGGCGGAAAAAAGCCAGGUUCGGCCGGUACAGCAAUUCGUGGAGAUAUACCAGUCGGUCACCAAGUCCCGAAUCUAGCGGCGACGAUGUCGAAUCGUCAGGGCCAGCAGCUACCACCAACGAUGCUCCACCCGCCGCCCACCCGCUUCAGCCGCUUGACGAGCUCUCGAUGGCGGAUAAUGGAUGCCAGGUUGUCGAGGCCGAUAUCACACCAGAGAAGGCGCGGGAUGGUCUUGAGACAGCACACAGUCCAGCUCAAGAACAGCUGAUCUCACCAGAGGAGGCGAAAUCAAAAGGAACGCCGCAGAACCCUGUGGAGAUUGACGACGGGCCGGCAGACGAUGACUUUGCCUGCAGUGCUCGGGAGGAUGAACCUGGCCAACUCUCUGUCUCUUCUAACGGCGAUGAACCAGCGCAGAUGCGCAUCACUUUCCCGGCAGCACAAGGGUUUGCGGCACCAAGCCUUGGAGACUACUCAUCCCCAAGAUUUGCAGCCAACAUUCCUGGAAGCUCUUCGGCAUAUGAGGGCCCAUCACUUGGAGAGCAGGUCAGAUUUGGCUUCCAUCAUAGCCCGGCGGCUACGACUCUGGUAGACAGCCAACAGCCGCAAACAGUACCGCUGUGGAAUCUAGCCAGCAGCCAGGUCAUGGAUCAUAACCAUGUCGAUGCCGAGCUCAACAUCGAUCCCGCUCUUGUGGCAGCUGAAGCUCCCGGCACAACCCUUGAUGAUCAGCCAGUGUCAUUCCCUGGAGGCGAGCCUCUGGGAACACCCGAUAACUAUAAUCAGCAGCGAUUCCAGAACGAGGCAGAGGAUGUCAUGGCAGUAGAUGCCGAAGGCGAUGGUGUAAAAUCUCUUUUGGACUCCUGCUCCGACGGAGACGAAUCCGAGUACGAACGCGAGUUGGCAAACGAAGCUGGCGACGACUACGACAUGAGAGCUUACGCCGAUGUUGACGACGAUGUUGAGGGUGUUGAGCUCGACCAAGAACCGGCCGAUUAUAACGAUGGCGAGAUAUUUGAGGAUGGCGGCAGCUAUUACUCUGAUGAGGAGGGGGAAGAGUAUUUGUCCGACCAAGAAGAUGAAGAGAGGUUGUAUGAUGAGGACGGGGUUAGCGAAAGCGAUGGGAACGCAGCUUCGUCACCCAUCCACAGAGCUCCUGUCCAGCCUCCCCAACAGGCCGGGCCGAUUGUGAUCGACCUGCUCUCGGACUCGUCCGACGACGAAGACGGUGACACCAAACCCCCUGUUCCGCCCGCAUCAACAUCAAUGAGAACGCUCCAACACACAGCACAAGACUCACCACCCUCCCCAUCAUAUGAGGUGCGUUCUGAUGACCGUUUGAGCGAGGAUUCUGAAGACUCGGAGGGUUAUGAGGGCUCUGAGGCCACCGAAGGGUCCGAUAUCGACGCCUCGGGCGAGAGCGAAGAUGAGUUGGAUGAGUUCGAUAGUCCUGCACAGACUACACAGCUCAGGGAUCAACCAGCAACCCCAAUCGACGGUGCCACUCGUGGAGAUGACGUCUCCGAUUCCGAGCUCUCCGACGACGACGGAGACGGAGACGAGAUGCGGGAUGAGACAGUGGAUGUUGAGGAGCCAUCCAUGGAGGCACCUCUGUCCCCUGCAGUAGCUGCACCAAGCGAUCAGAACAGCGAUUCAGCCGACAGAGAUCAAGUCGCCGACAUAGCAGUGCCCCUGCCAGUUGAUGACAAAAGCGAGAAAACUCCUGCCGAAGGUGCCCACAUACCUCUGAUAUCCGGGGCCCCGGUGCAACUACCUGUCGCCGAAGUUACCAUGGAAGAUCCCGAAGUCACGCACGCCCCUAAUUCAGAUAUGGAAGGUCCAAGUGGAGCCGUGUCUUCUGGGCACGGAGUCGGGCUCUCUGUUGAUUCGCAGGACAGCACAGCGCGGCCAUCAACACCCAAGGCUACCAGAUCUCUUGCUGACAAAGAGGAGGUAGAGCGCGUUGACGAGGUUGAUCUCUUGGUCGUGCCGCCUCCUGUACCCCAGAGUAUCGGCUCGAAAGGUCCUGAGGAAUAUCACUCGGCCGAGAAUACUAUCUCCUCACCCGGCGCAGGAGAUACGUUCUCCCCGAAAGCCGUGGAUAGCGAGACUGCGGGACAACUGCCGACUCCACUCGACACUCAACCCGAAGCGGUCCUGGGCACUCAGGCAGCUGGGGACUCUAUGAUGCAAGUAGAUACUCAGCCCAGCAGCCAGGACGACGCCAAUACGAGCCACGGAACACAGGCCGCUUCUAGUCUGGAAGUGGCAUGUGCGACUACAACAACUACCAUCGUGGAGUAUGUCGAGGUGGUUGAGCUUGAUGGUGAUGACAGCAGCGGCAAGGAUUCUCGGUCAGCCGUUUCUGCAGACGAAGAACACGAAGAUGAAGAGAUGGCUGAUGCUGAGGCACCAGAGCAAGAAUCAACCGACGAUGAAAUGGCUGACGUGCGAAGCGAUGACUCGAGCCUUCACUCCGAUGAACUCGAGGCUGUAAUGGAGCACGCAUCGGCAAUCGACUCUAUCUCCGCUUUCGCAACUCAGGAGGCUCUCUCGACACAGGAUGAGCCGCUCUCCCCCUUGGACGCGCCUGACAACACCUCUGUGUCCGAUUUCUCCGACGGCAAAGAGCGGUCAGAAGCUGAAGCGAGUUUCAGGACACCUACCAGGACGGAACGCAACAGCGUGCCUAGCUCACAGCCGCAUACAGCGCCAAACCCCAGUGUCCAGGACUCCUCCGUGCAUCUCUCGGCCUCCGAGGAGCUGCCUGAGGAUGCCGCCUCUUCCCAAUCAUCAGCUGAAGAUGUCACAGCUCUGGAUUCGCCUGUGCUGGGGGUUAUGGAAGAGCUGUCUUCCGAUGUCGAGCAAUCCGCCCACGCGUCCACGACACAGGAGUCUCCUCUCGUCUCAUCUCCCGCGGUGGAGAGUGGGCGCGGUCAAAUCGUUAUGCAGUCCGAGAUGGGCUUUGCUGCUCGGGCACCUUGCUCGGGAGACGAGUAUGUUAAUGGCGAUAUUCUCACUCAGUCGCAAAACAUUCAACGCGUAGUCCCCUAUUCACCUGACGCCGGUGCCCCUAGCGAGACUCACCGGCAGCGGCCGUCUCGCUUCGCGUCCCAGGAGCCGCCCUCCGAUGAAGACCAAGAGAUGGACGACGAUGCUCAAUCCGACCAAGUCACAUCUGCCUCCGAAGACAUUGACGAGUCGGAAGACGAUGAGUCUACUAGAGUGGUAAAAGAAGCCGGCACCGCCACCAACCAUGGUCCCGAAGACGCAGGUCUCGAUUCCGAAGCCCAUGGCCCACAUGAAAGCGACAGCGCGAAGGCGACGCCAUCGUUUCCCAAGGCCGAUUUCAAGAUCAACAUCAGAGACGAGUAUCGGGUCAACGCUGCGCUGCCAUCACCGGCCCAGGAAGAGCCUCAAGAAAGAAGCGGGUCCAGCGUCGCCGAGAUGGAAGUGGCAGCGCCGUCCCCGCCUGAACCGGCUCAGGCUUCGCACGGGAAUGCAUCGGACACAAUAGCAGUGCGGGCGGAUGAGGAGACCCCAACCCGCAGGGCCCCACGGAAGGCCAAGAUCAACUUGGCAGCGCCGGCACCUUCGGACCCGAGUAUCAAACUUGCCCGGGCAGCAGCUGGUGUGAGGAAAGUUUUGCCCACUGCCGAGAUAGGCCCUGGCCAAGAAUCGCCCUGCCAGCCAACAACACCAGCUGCCAGCCUCGCCGCCACGAGCCCUUGGAGUGCUGGGUCCAGUCCAACUGGCACUGGUCAGCCCAGCUUUCAACACACGGCCAGUGAAUAUAGCGACACAGGGAGAGUGAUCGAUAAGUCGGCCACAAUGACGCCUGAGCAAAUAUCGAAGCUCCAAAAGCUGGACGUCAUCACAAACAUUUUGGGCCCUGAUUGGGGAGGUAGCGGCGGCACACCACCAUCCACAAUCACUCCCCGCGCGACUAACGAGGUGAAGAAGAUCGCAGAGGAAGCACAGCAACUGCUGCCCUCGGCGCUGUUUGAGUAUUUCCGUGUUCAUCUCUGGACCGUGCCUCCUGAGAACUGUCUCGACGAGCUACAGGGAUUUUUUGUCCGUAGUUUCCCUUAUGGGACCUUCCCGGAAAGAAAGGCACAGCAGGCGGUGAAGGACAUGCGCCGGAUAAUCAAGUCCAGAUCGAACCUCAAACCGAGGAGCCGGACACCUCAGAAGGCGCAAGAUCCCAGCCUGAAGCUGGCCAAGGCGGUGCUCAAUUCGCCGUCUCGCAAUCUCCGUGCGCCCAAUGCGGGAGAUGCGGAUGCGGAUACGACCCCUGAGACUACAAACACGACCAUCACAAGUCUCAAGCUGGAGAUUGGGCGCUUCUUCCGAGGCAACAUGGCGGACUACACGACACUGAUAUCACUCCGCUUACACCCGGGCAAGCAGCUCAGCGUGGUAGGGGUAGUGACUGCGGCAAGCAAGCAGCCGGUGCGAACCAAGGCGCGGCAGUAUGCCAUAUCCAUCAGCAUCACUGACCACACGAUUUCGCCCACAAACGUCGUCGAAGUGCAGUUCUACAUGCUGCACCGGGAGGCUCUGCCCGUCGCCAAACCGGGCGACCGUGUCCUGCUCCGCAACUUCACCGUUGUCGGGCUGACGGGCCGCGGGCACGGUCUGCGCUCCAAUGAUGCUUCCGAGUAUGCUGUCUUCGACGACAAGUGCGAUGAGGUGGGAGGAAACCGCAGCUCCUACGACCACGAAGACAAUGGCGACAACGACGAGGGCGGCAGCGGCAGCACGCAGCAGAUGGCCCAGAUUCGUGGGGGGCCAAUUGAGCUCGAGGACUACGAGUACGAGAUUGCCACCUUGCUCAAGAACUGGUACAGCCUACUGCCACCUGCCUCGAAGGAGAAGCUCGAGAAGGCCAAUCGAAAAAUGGCCACGGCCGGGGCGGCGAUCUUGGUGGGAGGCUAGGGAUGAUGCACCAACACCCAUGGCAUUCGCAUGGCGGAGGUGGAGUGGUUGGUUUUAUGAAGUGGCGGACGGACUCGGGAGGACUCUCGAUUUGGAGCCAACCUAAAGGUAGACAUGGGUGUCAACAGUGCCUAUUGCUGGUUGGGUGUGCCUACUGAGAGAAGAAAAUACCAAAAGAAAGCGUCAAGUGAGACGGCAGAGACACAUGUAUAGAUUAAUGUUGGUUUGUAGCGAUUUUUUCUUGAUCAGUUCGAAGUAUACCCGGUUGAUUAUUGCGACAUGGGCGCUGUGUCUCGGGAGCAAUAGAGGACGCAUACCGCGCCGACAAAGACAUUACAUGGCUCGCACACGUCUUGUCUACCCUGGCUACUUUGGGGAAACGGAUGGUGCCAAAAGUCACGUAGAGAUGGCAGACG
Gaeumannomyces tritici R3-111a-1 is the source of this 6341-nucleotide messenger RNA. RefSeq lists its product as hypothetical. Gene Ontology annotation, biological process: telomere maintenance. Gene Ontology annotation, cellular component: chromosome, telomeric region. The record is from RefSeq and is a predicted model, not a curated record. NCBI's taxonomy places the organism in Eukaryota, Fungi, Ascomycota, Sordariomycetes, Magnaporthales, Magnaporthaceae. The coding region runs from base 340 to 5925 and encodes 1861 amino acids. Gene Ontology annotation, molecular function: DNA binding. The transcript has 2 exons.